Molecule: messenger RNA, 1335 nt
Organism: Caenorhabditis bovis
Lineage: Eukaryota; Metazoa; Nematoda; Chromadorea; Rhabditida; Rhabditidae
Source: the annotation of a GenBank genome assembly
AUGGCCGAAUAUGAGACGGGAUGGGAGGAUCCCGAUGAGAUUAGAGGACACGUUGCCGCUUAUGAUGCGCUUCUGAUUGAGCUCGCGCGACCUUUGGAUUUGAUGAUACCCGAAGCGGAUCUUAACGAGUUCCGUCCCAAGUACAAACAUCAUCAUGAUCAUCAUCACCAUGUUGAUUAUCCGCAUGAAAUUUCGCGCGAACCCGACGGCGCGAUUCUGUACGCGAUGCCGGAAUACUCGUCGUCGGACGAUGAGAACGACGAUCAUCAGCGCGCGUUUUUCCAUCCGCCGCUUCAAAUUCAGAGGAAUCAGUUUGUGAAGAAGUUCAUCGAGAGACUUCGCGACGACACAUUCGAGAUAUCGAAAAUCGGCGUGAUGGGAUGCGGCGAGAUGUCGCUUGAGAGGCACCUGUUGCCGAGUCUGCACAAAUUUGGCACCAAAAUGCUGUUGUCGGUGGACAUUGACAAGCAUUCGUUGUCGAUUGGAAGUCAGCUAAUCGAAAAAGCUAUAAAAAAUCACGAGCCGAGCCUUCAAUAUGAAAACGGCUAUCCGGUCAUGAUUCGCGCCUAUUAUGGCGACAUCCUUCAACACGAUUAUCGAUUCGCCAACGCUGAUGUCAUUGUUUCGAUGGAAGUAAUCGAGCAUAUGCCGCUUCUCGACGCCAAACGUUUCAUCAAUAUUGUGCUCGGUGUGCUGUGCCCAAGAAUGUUCAUAUUCUCAACACCGAACCACGAUUUCAAUGCGGCGUUCGGCGACAAACCCGGCGAGUUUCGACACGACGAUCACAAAUUCGAGAUGACCGCCCACCAAUUCGUCGACUAUCUCAAAGAGCUUCGCCGUCUCCAUCCGAACUAUGAGAUCGGCCAACCGCACUACAUCGGCUUCAUUCCGCGAUUCAGCCAUCUGCACGGUGCGACGCAGGCGGCGAUAGCGAUUCUCAAAGAUCCGAGGUGUGUGGACCCGAAGACGUCGGAUCGGCCCUACAAAGCGGUAUACCAGACGAUGUUGCCGGUGGGCGUCAAAACAAUGAUCUAUCAAGUGCUCAAAGACACAUUCGUCGAAUGGCUCAAAAUCACCGAGCUCAAAGAAAGCGAGCUGCAGACGCAUGAGUUUUCGCAAUACUGGCUGAUUGAUAUCAAACGAAUUUUGCAUCACAUUCGGGCUCCCGUCACGAUAACGACACUGAUUGAUGAGAAAGAGGCGGUCGAAAUGCUUACCUCGAACGCGCCGGAAUACCUAUUUCCCGAGUUUACGCAUGGAUUCGCCGGAUUGGGAAUCAUGCACAGAAUGAAGAAGAGCAUUCUAAUCGCGAAAUUCCAAAAUCCGCCGGUUUGA